CUUGUCUCUCUCUCUGCCCGCCUCCUCCUCUGACUAGGCCCCAGCCCAGAAGGAGGGAGAGAGGAGGCAAGAUGGCGUCGUCGUGUCUCUCGCUGCUCCAGGCCUCAGCGGAGCCCUUCGCGGAUCAGGGCGGGUUCAGCUUCCACAACUGCGCCCGGAAUGCCCAGCUGGAGGCCGAAGGGGCCAAGAAGGGUCUCCGGCUCCCCAGCGCUCGCAAGACAGGGACCACCAUUGCUGGAGUAGUCUUCAAGGAUGGGAUCGUACUCGGAGCAGAUACAAGGGCCACGGAAGGGAUGGUUGUGGCUGACAAGAACUGUUCGAAAAUCCACUACAUUUCUCCAAACAUCUAUUGUUGUGGUGCAGGAACAGCCGCAGACACCGAAAUGACAACUCAGUUGAUCUCUUCCAACAUGGAGCUGCACUCGCUUUCAACCGGACGGCUUCCAAGGGUGGUCACUGCCAACCGGAUGCUCAAACAGAUGCUCUUCAGGUAUCAAGGUUACAUCGGUGCUGCCUUGGUCCUAGGUGGGGUAGAUGUCACCGGGGCCCAUCUCUACAGCAUCUAUCCCCAUGGAUCCACUGACAAAUUGCCUUAUGUUACAAUGGGUUCUGGCUCUUUGGCAGCCAUGGCAGUUUUUGAAGACAAGUUCAAACCUGAUAUGGAGGAAGAAGAAGCCAAACAGCUUGUGAAGGAGGCCAUUGGAGCUGGCAUCUUCAAUGAUCUGGGCUCUGGCAGUAACAUUGAUCUCUGCGUCCUCAGCAAGAACAAGCUGGACUUCCUCCGUCCUUACGAUACACCCAACAAAAAGGGGGAAAGGCAAGGGAAGUACCGAUGUGAGAAAGGGACCACAGGGAUUCUUACUGAAAAGGUUACUCUCUUGGACCUUGAAGUGACGGAUGAAACAGUGCAGACGAUGGACACCUCCUGAUUUUGUCGUAACACUGGGAGAGGGGGAUUUGAAAUUAACAGCCUUUAUGCAGAGUUAAUAAAAACCAGUAAGAAUUGACCAAUU
Sceloporus undulatus (fence lizard) is the source of this 1013-nucleotide messenger RNA. RefSeq names its product proteasome 20S subunit beta 7 (gene PSMB7). Gene Ontology annotation, molecular function: threonine-type endopeptidase activity. Lineage: Eukaryota; Metazoa; Chordata; Lepidosauria; Squamata; Phrynosomatidae. The transcript is spliced from 8 exons. Bases 72 to 929 code for a protein of 285 amino acids. Gene Ontology annotation, cellular component: proteasome core complex. The record is from RefSeq and is a predicted model, not a curated record.